UGAUCUCGUUCUUGAAGCACCUUUCUGUUAGCACGCAACAACCUUGUUUUCCUAAAAGUUUAGGAGCAUUUGUAUCUUCAUCUACUCUAAGAUCCRAUGAAAGAUUCUCUAAAUAUGAUGAAAGAGGAAAGCGACAAUUCGUCACAACCAUCGACGUCAUCAGUYUUUACACCACGCAGAAUACUGAUAUUAUGUGUGACGACAUUUGUCUUUUUCAUGACGUGGUGCUGUGCUGCUAUGUGGGCCCCAUUCUUCCCCGGCGAGGCUGCAGAACGCGGAGUCAGCAGCACCGAAGUUGGUUUCAUUUUUGGUACAUACAGCUUGGGUGCAGUCGUCGCGUCAUUGAUCUAUGGCCCUUUUGUGAUUCCACGAACUGGUCCAAAUUAUGUCUUGGUCGCUGGACUGUUUUUAAAUGGUGUAAUCAAUUUGAUGUGUGGGUUUGGGGAUAUAAUCGAAGAUCAUGUGCCUUUUACCAUAUUUUUCUUCAUCAUGCGAGCUGUUGGAUCACUUGGAGGCGCAGCUUGUGAAACUUCCAUUGUUGUAAUACUAACACAAGAAUUUCCAGGUCAUCUUCCUAUAAUCAUGGGAUUUUUGGAAAUCGCUGCUGGCUUAGGGUUUACGGCUGGACCUGUGAUUGGCGGAAUGCUGCAUGCGCUUGGGGGGUUCAGGCUUCCUAUGUUGGCCGUUGGAGUCACGAUGCUGUUAUUUGUGCCUAUGAUUUGGAUACUUUUACCCAGAAAAGACUAUUCUACUAAAGGAAAUGACUCAAGUCGAAUCCAAUUGUUUAAGCAAAUGGUUGGAAUCCCAGGCAUUUUAAUUAUGUGUUUAUGUGCUUUUCUAUGCAUGGCUUCCUUAACAUUUUUGGAUCCAACGCUACAGAAUCACGCAGAAAAGUUUGGAAUGGACUCAAGAGAUGUCGCACUGUUAUUCCUAUCACUUGCUGCACCUUUUAUAUUCACAUCUCCAGUUGCUGGAUUUAUACUGAGUAAAAAGUCCUGGGGCAAAACAUUCAUCGUUAUUGGAUUGUUUGGCAAUGCGAUCAGUUUGCUGUUUUGUGCACCUGCUCCAUUUCUGACUUCAUUUGUCCCAGAAAGGACAGUGUGGGUUUUAGUACUUUCCUUAGUGGCCGUUGGUUUUUAUAAUGGUCUCUAUUUAGUACCUGUACUACCCGAAAUGUUUCAGUUCUCUUAUGAAAAAGGCUGGCAAGAAAGUAUUGAGCUAUCUUCAUUUAUCUCUGGUUUGUUUACUGGCUUUACCAAUUUGGGCGCAUUCUUUGGAGCAGUUAUUGGAGGGAUACUGGACGACCACUUUGGAUUUUCUUGGACAACUGUGAUAAUAUCAUCGCUUUCCUUAGCCCAGGGUUUCCUCACUUCAAUAUUCUUUGCGUAUCAUUGCUGCAGGUAUGAAAGGCAGCCGUUAGAUUCCGACCACGAGGAGGACAUUGAUGUUGAAAUAGAAGUUUAA
Molecule: messenger RNA, 1464 nt
Organism: Exaiptasia diaphana
Lineage: Eukaryota; Metazoa; Cnidaria; Anthozoa; Actiniaria; Aiptasiidae
Product: MFS-type transporter SLC18B1
Exons: 17
Coding region: 97-1464 (455 amino acids)
Biological process (GO): transmembrane transport
Molecular function (GO): transmembrane transporter activity
Source: RefSeq, a predicted model, not a curated record